Messenger RNA from Microdochium trichocladiopsis, 625 nucleotides. RefSeq lists its product as uncharacterized. Lineage: Eukaryota; Fungi; Ascomycota; Sordariomycetes; Xylariales; Microdochiaceae. The record is from RefSeq and is a predicted model, not a curated record. The coding region runs from base 1 to 528 and encodes 175 amino acids. The transcript is spliced from 2 exons.
AUGGGCUUGGAGAAGGUUGUCGCCGCCAACGCCGCCCGUGCCACCUCCCAGAUCGUGCAGGCAUCAGAGCGCCAGACGUGUCACACCCCGAUUGUUAACGGGUGCUGGCAGGGCGCCAAUGGCAAGGCCAAUGCGGCGACCAUCGCACACACCGGUGAAGCUCUUGCUGCAGCCCUGAGCCUCCCGGAGGCGGACCUGGCCAAGUACAAGAACAGCUCCGUGUACGCGCCGUCGUUCUACCUGACUCAGCGGGAAAUACUCAAGGCUAUCCAGCGCGCAACGGGCACAACCGGCGUGGACUGGGACAUUCAGGUGCGAGAUGUGAACGAAGUCGCUAAGGAGUACGAGGAGAAGAUCAGCCAAGGCGACGGCGUGGCACCUUCUGUCAAGUUCUUUGUCACUCACUUCCUGGAAGGCCGUGGCGGCGACUUCAACCACAAGGUCGAUGCGGCGGAGUUGAAGAAACUGGAGCAGCUUGGCCUGACCAAGGAGGACCUCGACCACGUUACCAAGGCGGCGCUACAAUAGCUUUAGGGGACUCGACCACACAGUCAAUCACUAGCGUAGCCUCGCUAGCUUUUCCUUACCCUCAAUAAACAUCCAGACCGGAUCCCUUGUGUGCAAG